Molecule: messenger RNA, 591 nt
Organism: Camellia sinensis
Lineage: Eukaryota; Viridiplantae; Streptophyta; Magnoliopsida; Ericales; Theaceae
Source: RefSeq, a predicted model, not a curated record
AUGGAAUCCACUACUAAAAGAUCACAUGGUGGAAACUUCACUAUAGAUGAAGUCAAUCUCAUUCUAUCGACAUGGUUUAAUACUAGCUUGGAUGCAAUGUAUAGGAAUGAGCAAAAACAUAAGACAUAUUGGUCAAGAGUAUAUGCGUACUUCCACAAACACAAGACCUUCAAUCAUGAAUGUAAUGUGAACUCUCUAAUGCAUCGGUGGUCAACCAUUCAGCUUGGCACAAAUAAGUUCUGUGGAUGUUUUGCCCAAAUUGAAUCAAGGCAUCAAAGUGGUAUAAAUGAGCAAGACAAGGUUCCAAGCAAAAUGGGUAGAGGAUUGUCAAAAGAAACUAACAAAAAGCUAACAUUGACCACCAUCCCUCCCUAUACUCCAAAUACAGUUAAUCGAGGAGAUGAUUAUGGAUCACAUGAUGCCUUUGUAGACUUGGAGAGACCAAUAGGUAGGAAAGCUGAAAAAGAGCGGAUAAAGAAACGAAAGAGUGGAAAUUGUAUGACUUCGCCUCUUACUGGGAUACUAACUGAGAUAAAGGAAGAUAAUAAAAAGAAUAGUGAGAAGAAAAUAGAAAUCCUGGAGAAAGCAUAA